UAGAAGCAACGUCGAUCGGCAACGCAUCCACAUUCAGACCAACGAUGAAGACAGCCUUCGUACUUCUGGCACUGCUGGGCGCGGCAGUCGCCAUUGACUUCCCUGGCGACGUCGGCAUCCGGCAAGGCGGUAACUUCGCCUACCAGUACGGAAGCGGCGACGAUGGCAACGUUGGCUACGUCGUCGAGCUGCCCGACGGACGGCGCUUCGUUGUCGGCGGCGAUGGAUCCGGAUCCGGUCAGACUCGCGUCAUCAGGGUUGUCGACGCAAGCGGCGCCGGAACCGGCUUCACAUCCGGCGGGUCCUUCACCGGUGGCUCCCUCUCCGGCGGCUCCGUCUCCGGCGGUCGUUUCUCCAACGCCGGUAGCGUCAGCGCCGUCGGCAGCGGAUCCAGCCGACGCUUCGUCAGCGGCGGCAGUGGACGUCGAUUCCAAGUCGGCGGCCUCGUCAGCGGCGGCAGCGGACGUCGAUUCCAAGGUAGCGUCGGCGGCCUCGUCAGCGGCGGCAGCGGACGUCGAUUCCAAGGUAGCGUCGGCGGCCUUGUCGGCGGCGGCGGCACGCGCACCGUCGUCACGAGGUUCCAACAGCCGUCAGUCGUCGCCGUCCGAGCGACCGGCGUCGGCAACUUCGGCAGCGGCGCCACCGAGCAGCCAGCGUUCUUCACGACGACGCGAUACGGACCGAUCACUAGCGGAGGCAUCCGCGGCUCCGGCGACAGAGAGGCGACGUUGUCGUUCAGCAGGACAGGUAGCGCCACCGGCAACCUCGUCAGCAAGGACACGGCCGACGCGAGCGAGUCGGCGGCGAAGAAUAGAGGAUACGUCUACAGAUACAGGGAGGGACACGAGUACACGCAGCCCAGAACCCUCUACAACUACGAUAUUGAGGAGCCGAUCUGGGGCUUCGGUGACGUCGACAUCCAGUACAAUGGCGAGUAAGAUGGACAUGCGACCCACCAGAGGUCGCCCUAUCGCAGACGAAUUCAACGUGCAUGGCGAUGGUUGAACCUCGAUAGUAGCCAUUUAGAAAAGAACCGUAGAAACUAACUUUACAUUGUCGUAAUAACAUAUAUAUAUAUCGUGUAUUCUUGAAAUGGCCUUGUGGAAGACACAGUUGCAGUAAGUAAAAUAUGUGCAUGAUUUCAUAUACUUCGUUAUGUAUUAUUAUAUACUGUUACUUGGUAUUCUUUCGUUGCUGAGGUCAACAGUGUAUUAAUAUUAUCUGGAGUGAAUAAUAUUAGAUAGAUAUAGAUAAAUAAUAUCUAUUAUUAUUCACUCCUGAUAUCAUGUUGAUACAGUUUAAUACUAUAUCAAAAUUAAACUCACAUUAAACAAUUUCUUCUGGAAACUGAGAAAACUCAGCAGGCAAGCAGGUGAGAGAAACGUAACCGAGUACAGAAGACAUUUGAAUACCGGGGGAAAAGACAUAAUUCAGCCCCAACACAACGUUAACAUGAACACCACGAAAUGGAUUUCCAUAUAUUUUAUUGGAUAACUGUUAAUACACGGAACGAUAGAAAAUAAUUAUACAAAAUAUUAUGACGUGCAUAUAUUAACAGGCUCGCGCAGAAUCUAUUAACAACAA
Priapulus caudatus is the source of this 1584-nucleotide messenger RNA. RefSeq names its product keratin, type II cytoskeletal 1-like. Bases 45 to 938 code for a protein of 297 amino acids. NCBI's taxonomy places the organism in Eukaryota, Metazoa, Priapulida, Priapulimorpha, Priapulimorphida, Priapulidae. The transcript has 3 exons. The record is from RefSeq and is a predicted model, not a curated record.